AUGUUUCGCAGACUCAAUAGAAAUUUAAAUAAUUUUAAAAAUGACAUUUUAAAACAAAACAUAAGAGGACAUUUUGUCUCUAGAUCCUUAUCAAAACAUACACUUGUGCUACUAGUUCUUAGUAUUACUUCCCUUACAAUGGGUUGUAUUAUGACAUAUACAUAUUACAACCUAUAUGAGACAUUAAUAAGUUACAGUGAUAGCACUACUAUUCCAAUAUAUUUCCCGCAAUCUACAAUGUACUUUUACAUUCAGAUAGAUGACUUCUACCAGACCAAUCUAAAAUAUUCUAAAAGUAUAAGUUAUAAUCAAUUAAAAGGCGAUAGAGAGACUAAUUCUAAUGUUACAGAUCCUUUAAGUAGUAGAAGAGGUAAAGUGUAUUAUCCAGCGGGUAUUCUUCCCAAUACAUUUUUUCAAGACGGGUUUACUUUCUCAAAUUUAAAUAUCAAUACUUCUAAUAUAUCAUGGAAUAGUAUGAGAAAGAAGAUAAAACCGAGUGGAUAUGAUAGAAGUGAAGUAAUACCACCACCAUUAUGGGAUAGAUAUAGAAAUAUACCUAAUUUAUCUGAUAAUGAAAGAUUUAUUAACUGGAUUUAUACAUCACCUUUUUAUAACUUUAGAAAGUUGUGGGGGACUAUUAAUGUCAGAGAAGCGGGUGUGUACAAUUUAGAAAUAGAUUCUAAAUACCCAUACGGUAACAAAAAGGUAUUUUUUAGUCAAAUGUCAUGGGCAGGUACUAAAAAUUACUUUUUAUCAAUAGCACUAAUAACAAUGGGUAUUAUUGGAUUAUUAUUUACAUAUCUGUUGUAUAGAAAAGUGUUAGAUUAA
Molecule: messenger RNA, 828 nt
Organism: Vairimorpha ceranae
Lineage: Eukaryota; Fungi; Microsporidia; Nosematidae
Product: cell cycle control protein
Exons: 1
Coding region: 1-828 (275 amino acids)
Cellular component (GO): plasma membrane; endoplasmic reticulum; Golgi apparatus
Source: RefSeq, a predicted model, not a curated record